AAAAUCUUGAGUCGCGUCGCGAGGAAAAUUCAGUCAUCAACGCGUGUCCAUCGAAUCGGCAGUGAAAAUGUGCCAGCGGCGGUUCUUCAGCAGCAAAUACACCAGUUUCCACAAGAAUCACAUCAAGUUGUUUGCCGUUUACAUGAAAACGGCGAAUUUGAUGCAAAAUUCGAACGUGCUAAAGCGUUCGCUGUAAGCGCCGCUGCCUGUGCCGUCGCCUCCCCCUCUCCCAUGCAAAAAAGAAGAAAAAUUAACAAAAAGUUGAUUCCCGGCUGUGUGUGCUAGUGCUUUCAGCUUAGUGCUAAAUGGAAAAUAAAACCCCCUAACGCUUGAAUGCAAAGUUAAAAUGUCGGAACGGAAAAACCCCAAGAAGCUAGUGAAAAUCCUUGUUAAGAGUUAUUACAAUUGAAAAUCCAUUUAGGCGUGUCUAGCCAAAUAACAGUGAAGAAACAUAGCAGCUGAAAGGAACCUGGCUGAGUAGAAGUACGUUGUAGCAUGCCAGGAUCAAAAAAGUGAAUAACAGAUCAUAAUGAGCAUCCGCACGGAGCAGGAUUACGACAGUGCCACUCCGGCGCUGGCACAGCAAAUGAAUUUGGCCCGAAGAGCCUGCUGGAGGAUCAAAUCCUACAGCUCGGAAUCCCUCUUCAAGACCUAUGCUUCUGUAAUAACAGAUACUAGUGCAAAUGAAAUCGAUGCAGAAGCACCUCCACCACCGAGAGAUAAAACCAAAACGAGAAUAGAGCCACAGAUAGCGCCCGCAAAACGCAACUCAUCCUGCACAUCAUCCGACUGGCGGGGGAUGUUCAGCAAAAGGACGCUGCUCAUCUGCGCCCUGGCACUGAUCCUUGGAAGUGCCCAGGCGCGGCCCAACACGAGUGCUGUGGGAGUGGCUCCGAGAAAGGUCAGCCAGGACAUUGUGGAUGCGGUCACCCAGCUAAAUCUGGGCCAGUCGGCGCCCAUUGAUGCGGUGGAUGUGGGGCUGGAUCCAACGCCAUCGGCGAGAGUGCCACGUCCCGAACCAUUGAAAUCCGGCGACGAGAAUGCGAAGGGCGACGAGGGACACAAGAUGGAGCGGUAUCCCCUCUCCAGUGUGGACUUCGCUCGGGUAAAGACGCCGUUCAUCAUUGGAAUCUGGAUCCUGUCGGCCAGUAUAGCUAAAAUCGGUUUCCAUAUGACGCCCAAACUGCACCUAAUAUUUCCGGAAUCGUGCCUGCUGAUUGUCGUGGGCGUGGUCAUUGGCGUGGUGCUCUAUUUCUGCACCGAUGUCGCCGUCUCCCCGCUGACUCCCAAUACCUUCUUCUUCUACAUGCUUCCACCGAUUAUCCUGGACGCGGGCUACUUUAUGCCCAACAGAUUGUUCUUCGACAACCUGGGCACCAUCCUGCUGAUGGCGGUGGUCGGAACCAUCUUCAACAUAGCUACCAUCGGUGGCUCCUUGUACGCCUGCGGAAAGAUGGGAAUUUACGGGGAAAGCGAGACUCCGGGUCUAAUGGACGUGUUUCUAUUUGCCUCACUGAUAUCUGCAGUGGAUCCGGUGGCCGUAUUGGCCGUAUUCGAGGAGAUACACGUGAACGAGAUCCUAUACAUUGUCGUCUUUGGCGAGUCCUUGCUGAACGAUGCCGUCACGGUUGUGAUGUACCACAUGAUGGAGUCCUACAAUGAGAUUGGCUUGGACAAAAUCAUCGCCCAGGACAUUGCCAGCGGUGUGGGUUCCUUCUUCGUGGUAGCGCUCGGUGGCACUGCCAUAGGCAUCAUCUGGGGCUUUCUCACGGGCUUGGUGACCCGAUUCACCGAUCACGUGCGUGUCAUAGAACCCAUUUUCAUAUUUGUGAUGGCGUACUUGGCCUAUCUCAAUGCGGAAAUAUUCCACAUGAGCGGCAUUUUAGCCAUCACUUUCUGUGGUAUCACAAUGAAAAACUAUGUGGAAUCUAAUAUUUCACAAAAGUCGCAUACGACUGUCAAAUAUGCCUUAAAGAUGUUGUCCAGCUCGGCGGAGACCAUUAUAUUUAUGUUCCUAGGCGUGGCCACUGUGAACAACAUGCACGUAUGGAAUACGUGGUUUGUAGUGCUGACCAUUGCCUUCUGUUCAGUAUUUCGUGUCAUUGGCGUCAUUUUGCUAUCGGCCCUUGCCAAUCGCUUCCGCUUGCACAAAUUGUCCCGGGUGGAUCAGUUUGUGAUGUCCUACGGAGGAUUGCGUGGUGCUGUGGCCUUUGCCCUGGUGCUGUUGGUGGACGAGAAUGUGGUUAAGCAGAAGAACAUGUUUGUUACCACCACGAUAGCUGUGAUUUACUUUACUGUCUUCCUGCAAGGAAUCACUAUAAAGCCGCUGGUGAAAAUCCUUAAUGUCAAGCGCGCUAAUAAACGCAAGCCAACCAUGAAUGAGCGCAUUCAUGAACGGUUCAUGGAUCACUUGAUGGCUGGAAUUGAGGAUAUAGUGGGCAAGACGGGCAACUACAACGUGCGUGACAAGUUCAAGCGUUUCGACAAUCGCUUUAUUCGCCCGCUGCUGAUCAGAGAUCUUAAGGGAGCUGAGCCGAAGAUCAUCGAGACGUACUCCAAACUGACGAUGCGCGAUGCUAUGGAAGUUAUGAGGCGAAAUCCAUCCACUAUUGGCCAGAUGACGGGAACCGAGUCGAUGAGCGCCCUUUUCCGGAAUUAUACCAAUAACUAUAUUGGCGGCAGGUGGGCACCGCCAACCAUAUACACCACCUGCCCCAGUCUGACAAAUCUAGACAAUACCUGUUCCCGUAAUCUGGACAUGGCUGAGCUGGAUUAUAAUCCAUCCAAGAAGGAUCUAACCGAUGCCAGGAUCCAUCAUCUUUUGGCCGAAGAACUGAAGCCUUAUAGAAGGCACCGUCGUCUUAGUUAUAGCCGACACGCAGUAGAUGACAGAGAUUUGUCAACCCAGGUCAAUUACAAGAUGCAAAUGAACUUCAGGCGGAUGUUUAAUGAUCGAAAACAUCACAAACGCAGCAAACGUGGUGCCAGCAACAAGGAGGCCAAGGAGAACGUUAAGCAGAAUCAUGUCUCGUUCCAUGACUUUCAACAGAACGGCACCACUAAGCAACUCACCAAUGCCGAGGAGUGCCAACAGAAUCCCAACGAGAUCAAUGUUGUUGGCCCGAGCGACGAUUGGGAUGAUGGCCUGACCUUCACCGCCAAAUCAUCACUGGCCGAACAUCCCAUUCCCGAGGAGGAUCGUAAUCUGUCCCGCGAAUCCGACGGAGAAAGGCGUGUGGCCACACCCACCGCCACGGAAUCCCAAUUGCCGUGGAAAAGACAGGGUGACGAAUGCACGGAUGCAGUGCAGCAGAACGAGUUUCCCGCUUGGGCCUCCAACAAGGAGUACUUGGCUUACAAUUCCCCCAGUGCAACAUUCCUAGGUGGUAUAAACAAGCCUAAACAGCCCAAGUCCGUCAUAGGUCUCUUCCGCCGUGAGAGUUCCAGCUCGAAGGCCGGGAGCGUUGGCGUCGGCAGCACAGGAGCCAUGGACUCCGCCGCCAGUGGCUCCGAAACGAUGGUGGUGUCCAUGUCCAGCCAACCGCCCAACGCUCCAUCGACGUCCAUCCACAAUCCGCGGCUGGACAAGCGCUCCCAGUCGAUCUCCUCAAGCUCGCUGGGCGCCGGAGCCCAUCAGCUAGGUCCGGAGGGUCAUUCCGGCCCAUUUCCGGUUACGGCCAGUCAUCGGCGGAACGUGCGCAGGGGCUCCAUGCUGGAGCUAAGCGGAGACACAAUACCGGAGGAGUCGUCGUACCAGCACGGACACUCCAAGUCCUUGUGCGAGCCGGCGGACUCCGAUGAAUGGGAGGGAGCACCGUUGUCCGCAGCCGGCGGAGCAAACAGCGAGCUUUUGAUGCGAAUGAGCGGCAGGGAACCACUCCUGCCACGCCCAUCCAACACGCCUCGUGCCCAGAUUCGGCGCAUGAACGCCGGGGCGGUGGGCGGUGCAGGCGUGAGCCAGGCGGGCCGUAAGAACCAGGUGACCAAGGCACUGUUGGACUACGAGGAUUCCGAAACCGACUCCGAUGAGAACGAUGAUGAUGAGGACGAGGACUUCGAUUCCUACGAUGACGAGAACAUUGUGGUCACCACCUUUACAACACCGGCCACGGGCAGAAGACCGGGAUCUAGUCCAGGAUCCGGGUCAGAAGCCAACACCGCCACUACCACCACGACAAGCAUUCGGCUGACCCGCAACAACGACGAAAGCAUCAUUUGAGUAUCAAGCACGGAUGGCGACGCGGAGGAUCUGGAGGAUGAUGAGCCACCGGUGUCAGCACCACCAUCUAACAAUCCAAAAAGUUUGCGUCUGCAUCUAUUCCCGUAUGAGAUGUUCUAAGCUCACAUUUAAAUGACCUAGGUCGUAAGACAAAAGUUGAAAAAAAACGUUGGAAAAUAGUUUCAAAAUAAGGUUUAGACCAAAAAGGUUUAUAACUAUAUUAACAUAUGAAUCGGACAAAUGUUAAGAUAAUGGAAUAGCAAAAAUUGUAUAUAACACCAGAUAUGAAUAACUUAAUUAAUUUCUCUUGGUCGUUUAAGUCGCUUUUUAAGAUUUUUAACUUCCAGUUUUGUGCUUAGUCCCGAUCAAUUCUUAUUAUGUAC
Messenger RNA from Drosophila melanogaster (fruit fly), 4602 nucleotides. RefSeq lists its product as uncharacterized. The transcript is spliced from 19 exons. The coding region runs from base 68 to 196 and encodes 42 amino acids. NCBI's taxonomy places the organism in Eukaryota, Metazoa, Arthropoda, Insecta, Diptera, Drosophilidae. The record is from RefSeq and is marked reviewed.